Trypanosoma grayi is the source of this 1023-nucleotide messenger RNA. RefSeq lists its product as hypothetical. The record is from RefSeq and is a predicted model, not a curated record. The transcript has a single exon. NCBI's taxonomy places the organism in Eukaryota, Euglenozoa, Kinetoplastea, Trypanosomatida, Trypanosomatidae. The coding region runs from base 1 to 1023 and encodes 340 amino acids.
AUGGACGUAAACGAGCUACUAUUCCAGGCAGCUGUACAAACCAUUGAUGCGCUCAGCUUCACACAGAGCCACGUCGUCGACUCGGACUUCCGCGCACACAGCAAGGCCACCAUCGAUUCGGUGCGCUCGCUGCAGCGCGAGCAGCGCAACCGCAUCGAGCAGAUGUACGGCCCGCGGGUCGCGUCGUCCGACGCACUCGCGGCGCAGCUCGGGGCGGCGUACCGUGGUGAGACAGCCUCACUCGAUCUCGCGAGGGACGCCGACAACCACGACGCGCCGGUGGCGGUGACGUCGACGAUGACGCAAAGCCAGUGUCAGGCCUUCAAGAAGGAGCUGAAGCAGCGCAUCCACGAGUGGGAGCGCGCCUUUCGUGAGGAGCGCGGCGCCGCCGUGACGGCGCACGACAAGGCGUCGUUGCGGCACAUCUACGAACUGUACAAGGCGGCGAAGAACCGUCUGCGCGGGAGCGAGUCGCCGCCCAACGGUGGCGUAGACGGCAACGGGAAGGACGCAGAGGGCACGCACUUGCAUCAACAGCGGCAGCAGCCAUCCAUCAACGGUGAGUCGACGCACGGUGAUAAGAGUGCGGCAUCGGUGCUGCAGCCGCCGUCUGUCUCUACCACUCAACUUGACGCCCCGAGCGGCGGGGUGUUUACUCUGCCGGCGUCCAUGGUGUCCUCUGAGAGUGUGCCGCGGCAGUCGGUGGGUACUUUACUCAGCAAGGGCCCGGCGGUGGGCCAGAUGCCGAACGAGGAGCUCGCGGCGGAGAAACGCUACCUGAAGCGCAUCCUGCACCACUUUGAGAGUGAGUUUGAGCAACACAAUGGGCACGUCCCAACGAAGCAAGACAGACGGGCCUUCACCCGUGAGUACACCCGCUACGGCGAGCUGAAAAAUGAAAUACAACGACGGUCAUCUUCAACAAACCAAAAAAGCACGACCACUGUCACUGGGGAGCUCCUCGGUGCCUCCGUUGCUUCUGCUCCUGCCGCCACCAGUGAUCUACUCGGUGAAGGCACCUAG